Tachyglossus aculeatus (Australian echidna) is the source of this 360-nucleotide messenger RNA. RefSeq names its product rho GTPase-activating protein 39-like. The record is from RefSeq and is a predicted model, not a curated record. Gene Ontology annotation, cellular component: cytoplasm. The transcript is spliced from 3 exons. Bases 1 to 360 code for a protein of 119 amino acids. Gene Ontology annotation, molecular function: GTPase activator activity. Gene Ontology annotation, biological process: signal transduction. NCBI's taxonomy places the organism in Eukaryota, Metazoa, Chordata, Mammalia, Monotremata, Tachyglossidae.
AUGUUUCCCCUAUGGCUACGGGAGCUGGAGGAACCACUGGUGCCCGCGGGGCUGUACCCAGACUGCGUGCGGCUCUGCGAUGACCCGGCCGGUGCCAUCGCCCUGGUGCAGCUGCUGCCCGACCUCAACCGCCUGGUCCUGGGGCACUUAGUACACUUCCUGCAGGUAUUUGCCCAGCCAGUCAACGUUGGCAGGACCAAGAUGGACGUGAACAACCUGGCCAUGGUGAUGGCUCCCAACUGCCUGCGCUGCAGCUCGGAUGAGCCGCGGGUCAUCCUGGAGAACACCCGGCGCGAGAUGGCCUUCCUGCGCCUCCUCAUCGUCCACCUGGACACCACCUUCCUGAGGGACGUGCUCUGA